AGACGCCCCAUUUUAUUUAUGUUUUGAGCUGCGUUUGAGGAGCUCGCCAGUUUUGCUCGACUUGUUUUCCUUUAGUAAACUAUUUUGUUCAGCUCCAUCGUUUCCAGGUAGGCGAAAAACGUUCCCUGUUUUUCGGUUUAGCGACGCGCGACGCAGCGCGGUCUUUUCCCUGGCAUUUUUCUCCAGCGUUCCCAGCGCCACGCAUCGCUUGUUCGCCCGUGAAUUUGCUCUAUAUUGCACCAACAAUGUCAAACUUCUUAGAGGGUCUCGCUUCCUUUUUCUCGGGCAAGAAACCCGAAAAGUCUGACGAAAUGGCGUCCAUGUCGACUCCCGCGGCCGAGCUGCAGCGCGCGAUGGCUGCCCGCAAACGCGCGCAAGGCAGAGACGGGAACUUUGUGAUGUCGCCGUUCUCGGUCUUGCUUGUGUUCGCGAUGGCCAUGCGCGGCGCAAGUGGUCCGACGCUGCGCGAAAUGCACAACUUCCUCAAACUUUCCUCCCUGCCUGCCGUCCCGAAGCUCGAUCAAGAGGGCUUUUCCCCGGAAGCUGCUCCCCAGCUCGCCGUGGGGUCUCGGGUGUAUGUCCACCAGGACUUCGAAGGCAACCCGCAGUUCCGGAAGUACGCGAGCGUCCUCAAAACUGAAUCUGCGGGCGAAACUGAGGCCAAAACACUCGAUUUCGCAGACACCGCGGCUGCAGUUGAGGAAAUUAACGGCUUCGUCUCUAAGCAGACGCACGAACACAUCAAACAACUCGUGACGGCGCAAGACGUCAACCCGAACACCAAGCUCGUCCUCGUCAGUGCAAUGUACUUCAAGUGCAGUUGGGCUAAGCAGUUUCCCAAGCACCGAACUGACACUGGAACUUUCCACGCGCUGGUAAACGGCAAGCACGUGGAGCAGCAAGUCAGCAUGAUGCACACAACCCUGAAGGACUCGCCACUUGCUGUCAAGGUGGACGAAAACGUCGUCGCCAUUGCGCUGCCCUAUUCAGACCCCAACACCGCAAUGUACAUCAUUCAGCCCCGAGACUCGCACCACCUCGCCACGCUUUUCGACAAGAAAAAGAGCGCCGAACUAGGCGUAGCGUACAUCGAGUCUCUUGUGCGGGAGAUGCGGAGCGAAGAGACUGCCGAGGCUAUGUGGGGAAAGCAAGUGCGUCUGACGAUGCCCAAGUUCAAGCUGAGCUCUGCGGCGAACCGGGAAGACCUGAUUCCGGUGUUCAGCGAGGUGCUCGGAAUCAAAAGCAUGUUCGACGUGAAUUCUGCGGACUUCUCCAAGAUCACUGGAAACCGUGACCUGGUCGUCUCGUCUUUCCUCCAUGCAGCGGACAUCGACGUAGACGAGAACGGGACUGUGGCGACCGCCGCAACGGCCAUGGGCAUGAUGCUGCGCAUGGCCAUGGCCGAGCCGAAGAUCGUGAACGUGACGAUCGACAGACCCUUCGCCUUUCAGAUUCGCUACACUCCGGCCUCGGGAAAGCAAGACGGCAGCGACGACUACGUCCUCUUCAGCGGACAGAUCACUGACGUCGCCGCGGCGCAGUAGGCGGGCGAGCUCGGGGACUGCGAAGGCUGAGAUUUUGUGGUCUAGACGGGAUUGCUUCGACCGCGAAUCCGAAAGUCGAGGGGGCAGGUCCCCCUCCACGUCGAGGAAUGUGAACAGAGAUGGUACUUUUCAAGAAAUCCGUGUUUCGUAGACGAGACAUGUGCAAUCAAUCCUGCAGGGGGUUCUGAGCAGAAGCUGCUGCGGGCACUGCGAGACUCUGUGAGGGUCCAGGCGGCUCCAUACGAAAGUCUCUUCUUUCCUAACUGCAUGCAACACGCAGCGGUGUCUCUUUGUGGUGCAGUGUCUCCACCCAACGCAGUUUGAGGGCUUGGCGCCCGUAAUGCUCUUAGCCGCUA
Molecule: messenger RNA, 1900 nt
Organism: Toxoplasma gondii ME49
Lineage: Eukaryota; Apicomplexa; Conoidasida; Eucoccidiorida; Sarcocystidae
Product: serpin (serine proteinase inhibitor) superfamily protein
Exons: 2
Coding region: 246-1544 (432 amino acids)
Molecular function (GO): serine-type endopeptidase inhibitor activity
Source: RefSeq, a predicted model, not a curated record